AUGCAGUCAGUUGCAAUUGGAAUCUCAGCACUGCUGUUUCUGCUCCCCGUCCCCGGAUCAUCGCAAUAUCUGGACGGAAGGUGCGGACUCCUGCAGAAUGGGAAGAUCGCGGAUAAUAUCUCCAGUCCGUGGAUGGCUUAUAUACACACUUCGGAAUUGAUAUACGUGUGCGGCGGAACUGUGAUAACUGAAAAAUUAAUUCUGACUGGAGCGCAUUGCACAACGGCCAACGAACAAUUAGUGGUUCGUGUGGGAGAGUUUAUGGAAGCAGAUGAUGGCGAUGGCUCGAUAUUAUCAGAGCACCAAGUAAUCCAAACCUUUGUACAUCCCUUAUACAAUAUGACUGCAAACGCCAAUGACAUAGCGAUUCUCGGUUUGGGGAAGGAUAUUGUGUUCUCAAAAACCAUUAGGCCUAUUUGCAUAAUGUGGUGGACAAUGUGGAGAGAUUAUGUCGACCGCAUCCAGGUGCUAAGCGGUGCACGGUGGGGUCAGCCCAAGGAUCGAAAUGAAAGCUAUGCAUUUAGCAUUGCGGACAUCAGACGGCAACCAGCAAAUAUGUGUUCCAUCUUGAAUGGCACUGCACUUUUGAGCAGCCAGUUCUGCGCAGGAGACUCGGAUACAAAACUGUGCAACGUAGACUUUAGCAGUCCCCUGGGAGCCAUUAUAACCUUCAACAAACUCAAGCGCUUUGUCCUAAUCGGCAUUGCAACCACCAACCAAAGCUGUAAUAGGGCCAGCGUUUAUACGGAUGUCCUGAGCUACACCGACUUCAUCCUUUCAGUGUGGCGGCAGUACCGCAAAGGUGAAGGACAACCUUCUCAGCGUGUGCCUGCAUUCACGAACGCGUCCACUUUGACGGAGGAGGUCCUGCGAGAGAAAGGAAGGCCUCCGAAACUUCCGGAAUAUCCCGAUUUUGUUUGA
This is a messenger RNA of Drosophila teissieri, 921 nucleotides long. RefSeq names its product vitamin K-dependent protein C. Gene Ontology annotation, biological process: proteolysis. NCBI's taxonomy places the organism in Eukaryota, Metazoa, Arthropoda, Insecta, Diptera, Drosophilidae. Gene Ontology annotation, molecular function: serine-type endopeptidase activity. The coding region runs from base 1 to 921 and encodes 306 amino acids. The record is from RefSeq and is a predicted model, not a curated record. The transcript has 4 exons.